GCAGUGAUAAUGUCCCGAAAACAUUCCAUUUUUUUAAUACUUUAUAUCAGCUUCUACCUGGUCUCAGUAAAUGGAGAUUACUAUUCAGCUACAAGUGAACUAGAGCGACUGCUAGAUGUGGAAGCCUUCAUUGUGGAAAAGUUCGAGGAAUAUCUUGAUAGGGCACAACGAGAACAAGACAAUAUUAAAAGAUUUCUAGAUCAAGUAGAGGAGCUACAACCUGAUAACGACGAUCUUGGCGAUUAUUUUGGAAAUCCCUUGAAUGCUUUUACCACAAUUCGACGUCUGGUCUACGAUUGGAAGUUUAACGUUUUCGAGCCAAUUUUCAAUACAACCAACCUCGAGGACUAUAAGAAUUCUUUAAGCGGGGGCCUGAAAACGAUCGAUUUCAAAGGACCCAAUGCUGAGGAUCUUAAGGGAGCCACUCGUGGUUUACUUCGCCUGCAAAAUAUAUACCAGUUACCCACAUCUCAGUUAGCCAAUGGAGUUCUUGCUGGAGAAAAAAAUCAUCUGAAUAUCUCCCUAAGUGCCAGCGAUUGUCUAGAAUUGGGAAAGAAUCUGUGCGAAAUGCAAGAGUACUUCUAUGGCUCAGAAUGGCUGUUGGAGGCCAGAAAGAAAAUUAAUGAUGAUUCUUCGGAUUUGAUCUCACCAAAUGUCACGGACGUGGAGAUUUUGGAAAAGCUAAUACCCGCUUACUACCACUUGGGAAACCUUAAACUAGCUAACAAGCUGAAUAAUGAGAUUUUGGAACAGGAAUCUGACCACGAAGAGGCUUUAAGAAAUAAAGUUGUUUAUGAAGCUAUAUUGGCCAAAGAACGUAAUCAUAGUCCCAGAAUCCCAGUAGCUUUGCCUGAGCCAAAUAAUAAGGAGACCAAGGAGAGCUAUCAACUUUACAAACGAGUCUGUAGAGGAGAGCUCCGGCAAUCUCCUCGAGAGCAGAGGAAACUCAGGUGCAUGUUCAGCCACCAGAAUGUGGCCUUCUAUCGUCUGGCUCCCUUUAAAGUUGAGCAACUCAACCUGGACCCGUAUGUGGCCUACUACCAUCAGGCCAUAAAUCCAAGUGAAAUGGAGCAAAUCAUUGAGAAAGGCUUGGGCAGCAUGGUGCGUUCUAGAGUGGGCCAAUCCCAAAAUGCCACCACUUCUGAUAUUCGCACCAGUGCUAAUACCUGGCUCUGGUACAACGAAAAUCCCUGGCUUUCGAAAAUCAAGCAACGGCUGGAGGAUAUCACAGGCUUGAGCACAGAGAGUGCAGAGCCCCUGCAAUUGGUUAACUAUGGCAUUGGAGGGCAAUACGAGCCGCAUUUCGAUUUUGUGGAAGAGCCCCAGAAAGUAUUUGGCUGGAAAGGAAACCGUCUGAUGACUGCACUUUUUUAUAUUAACGAUGUGGCCUUAGGCGGAGCAACUGCUUUUCCGUUUCUCCACCUGGCCGUCCCGCCUGUCAAAGGCAGCCUUUUGGUUUGGUAUAACCUUCAUCGUUCUCUGCACAAGGAUUUCAGAACUAAGCAUGCUGGCUGCCCCGUUCUCAAAGGAUCCAAAUGGAUUUGCAAUGAAUGGUUUCAUGAAGGAACUCAGGUUUUUAAACGUCCCUGUGGACUUAGCAGCGAUGAAGGAAGAUUUUUGCAAUUCGAACAUAAAUGUGAAGAGCAACUGGAGUCUCUCUUGGUCACGGAAACACAGCUUAUUGAUGAACUGAGGGAUUAUAUUGAGAGGCUGGAGCUACAGAUAGAGGAGAUUCGAAGGGAGACGGAGGGCAUUGCUGAGAUUCACCGCCAGGUAGACCCUGAUGGCGUCGAGGAGUACAUGGGGAAUCCCUUGAAUGUCCUCACUAUCCUGAAACGUUUCGAAAGUGUUUGGCCCAGAUUGGAGCAAAUGGCAAACGCCACGGAUCAACUGGGUGUGAAUGAGGAAUUCAGCCAAAGAGACCUGGCUCUGCCCACCGACGAGGAGUAUGAGGAAUCGUUGAGCAGUCUCCUGCAUCUUCAGUCGGUCUAUGACUUGGAGCCCAGCAGUCUCUCUUUGGGUCUAGUCAAUGGCAUAAAAAUGGGCUCGGCAAUGUCCUGGGGCGACUGCCUGGAAGUGGCGCGCAAUUCAGAGUCCUCUGUGGCUAGAUUUUGGCUGGAAACAGCCAUGAACAAGCUGCCGUCGCCCACUGAAAACUCCACGGACCACACGAAGGAGCGGGAAAAUGGUCGAGUCCAGAUUCUGGAGGAACAACUAAACAUGGAAUACAAAGCAGGUGAACUUACCCGGGCUCUGACAGCUGCCGAGGAGUUGCUGCUUCUGUUUCCGAUGAACCAAAGCGUUCUAAAAGCCAAGGCCAAGAUUGAGAAACGUCUGGCCAAGAAGGAUUUGCCCGCGGGAAAGACACAAAAGUCAAAGGCAAAGACGCAAAAAACUAAGUCAGCAGAGCAGUUGCUCAUCGAGGAACUCUGCCGCGGGGCAACCCAAGGACCAACAAUAGGAAGUCGCUUCAGUCAGUGUCAUUUUGAAGGACGAACGCCAUGGACCCUCCUCCAGCCAUAUAGAUUGGAACCCCUAAGUUCAGACCCUUAUGUGGUGUUAUAUCACGAUGUGAUGACCCAGAAGCAAACCGAUCAAUUGCUGGAGCUUGUGGAUGAGCAGAAGGGUAGUAGAACUGGCUACCAGCCUCUGGAGUUUUCUAAGCUGGCCCAGAAGAAGCUGAGAAGCAUUCGCCAUCACCUUGACAGCGAUGUGGGAGCCCAGGACCCAGCGUGGGAGGCACGUCGUCAUAGCCACGAACACUCCACCACCCGGCUGGAGGAUAAUCCGGGACAUGUGGCACGUGGUCUGCUGAAAUUGCAAGACCCCGGAAUGGGAGGUGCCUUGGUCUUCCCCCAACUGGAACUCGGCGUGAAUGUCCCACGUGGUUCGGUGCUCUACUGGCGUACACGCAUCUCCGGCGUAUCUCUCACCGAACCGGAGUGGGACUACCGCAGUCAGCAUGCUAGAAUGAGAUUACUUCUACUGCUGGGACUUGUGUCCUGUUGGGGUCACAGUUCACUUGCCUCGGAUUAUUUUUCUUCCAUCACCGGUCUGGAGGAACUUUUGAAAACAGAGAACUAUCUAAUGCAAAACCUGAGAUCUAAAGUUGAUACUAUUAAGAACUCUGUUCAGCAAUUGGAGAGAGAAUUGUCCUCCAUCGAACAGGAGCAUGUAUCGGCAUCAAAGGAUACUGAAAACUACCUCACCAAUCCUGUGAAUGUCUAUCGGCUGAUGAAGCGCCUCAACAUGGAUUGGGCAUUAAUGGAAGGACGUGUUCAGCAGAUUUCCGAAGAUAUGAUCUUUAAUGCCACCCGUAGCUAUGGCCUCAGUUUUCCGAGCCAAGAGGAUGUAGAAGGAGCUGCCCUGGCUCUGGUUCGCCUGCAGAGCACCUAUAAGCUGGAUGUGGCCCAGGUAGCCGCAGGCAUCCUGAAUGGCGUCAAAUACGGCACCGACAUGAGUUGGCAGGAUUGCUUCGAGCUCGGCCAACAACUCUUUGAAAUGGAGGACUACAACAACACCAAGGUAUGGAUAAGGGAGUCAAUGGAGCGUUUGCGGCGCCACAGCAGCCCCGCCCACUCGACGCCCACAAACGGACCCGACUACGAUACCCUCAACAAAAUGGAAACGGUCGCCAAGGGUUUGUUCCAACUGGGCGACUUCGACACGGCCUACGAGCUCAGCCAGCGGGUUCUUCAGUUCGAUCCGAAACGCAUCCGGAAUUGGCACUUGGGCGACAAAGGCGUGGCACUUCCGGAGGAGACCGAUGACCCAUUAUUGCCCAGGCACUCCGAUUCAUAUAGUCUAACUCGUGAAUUCGCUCAAUACGAAAAGGUGUGCCGUGGCGAGGUGAGUCCUACACCGAGGCAGGAGCGACGUUUAAGGUGUCGGCUAAGCCGAGGAAGCCAUCCGUUUCGACUGCUAGCACCACUAAAGCUGGAGGAACACAACCUAGACCCCUAUGUUGUCACGUACCACGACAUGCUCAGUCCUCAGAAGAUCACAGACCUCCGCCAAAUGGCAGUUCCUCGGAUGAGGAGGUCUACAGUCAACCCCCUACCCGGAGGGCAAAAUAAAAAGUCUGCCUUUCGGGUGAGCAAGAACGCCUGGCUGGCGUACGAGUCCCACCCCACCAUGGAAGGAAUGCUGAGAGAUCUGAAAGAUGCCACCGGACUGGACACCACUUACUGCGAGCAGCUCCAGGUGGCCAAUUACGGAGUGGGCGGUCAUUACGAACCGCAUUGGGACUUUUUCAGAGAUCCAAAUCAUUACCCUGCGGAGGAGGGAAAUCGCAUCGCCACUGCCAUUUUCUAUCUUUCAGACGUGGAGCAAGGAGGGGCUACAGCAUUUCCCUUUCUGGACUUUGCAGUCAAACCCCAGCUGGGAAAUGUGCUCUUUUGGUACAAUUUACACAGGUCCUUGGACAUGGAUUACCGAACCAAGCAUGCCGGUUGUCCCGUUCUAAAGGGCAGUAAGUGGAUUGGCAACGUUUGGAUCCACGACAUGACGCAGACCUUUGCCCGGCCCUGCGAUGUUUUCCGGGAUCAUGAGGUUUCCUUGGAGUACGAGAUAAUAAAAUAA
Molecule: messenger RNA, 4581 nt
Organism: Drosophila bipectinata
Lineage: Eukaryota; Metazoa; Arthropoda; Insecta; Diptera; Drosophilidae
Gene: PH4alphaNE1
Product: prolyl-4-hydroxylase-alpha NE1
Biological process (GO): peptidyl-proline hydroxylation to 4-hydroxy-L-proline
Cellular component (GO): endoplasmic reticulum
Molecular function (GO): L-ascorbic acid binding; protein binding; iron ion binding
Source: RefSeq, a predicted model, not a curated record